Labrus mixtus (cuckoo wrasse) is the source of this 23914-nucleotide messenger RNA. RefSeq names its product mucin-5AC-like. The coding region runs from base 42 to 23435 and encodes 7797 amino acids. The transcript has 40 exons. Gene Ontology annotation, cellular component: extracellular matrix. The record is from RefSeq and is a predicted model, not a curated record. NCBI's taxonomy places the organism in Eukaryota, Metazoa, Chordata, Actinopteri, Labriformes, Labridae. Gene Ontology annotation, molecular function: protein binding.
GAUAGUACAGAACCAUUUGCCUCAACAAUCCCUGUCUGAACAUGGUUUACUCAGGGAUCACGAGAACUGCCAGGAUGCCACUUGAAUGGGUGAUACCGUGGCUCGGUCUCUGCCUGGGGCUAUCUACAGUUAACAGUGCGAUGGUCGAGAUGAUGAAAAAGCCAGUGAUCACGGAAGUGAUAUCCACUCACAAUGACCAGUUCUGCAGCUCAUGGGGAAACUACCACUUUAAGACUUUUGAUGGAGACUUCGUUCAGCUUCCCUUAAAGUGCAACUACGUCCUGGUUUCUGACUGCAAGAACGACUAUGAAAGCUUCAAUAUUCAGUUCCAACGGCAGGAGGAAAAUGGUGUCACCACCAUUAAAAAGAUCAAGAUGAAACUUGACGGAGUCACUGUGGAAUUAAACAACACUGGCGUCAAAGUCAAUGAUGAAAUUGUCACUGUACCAUUCGGCCAGAAUGGCAUUUCUAUUGGAAAAGUUAUGUCCUAUGUUAAAAUCGAAUCAAAGCUGGGUUUGGCUGUCAUGUGGAAUGAAGAAAACUCCCUCUGGGUUGAGUUGGAUACAAAAUUCAUGAAUCAGACCUGUGGCCUGUGUGGUGAUUUCAACGGCAUCCAGAUUUAUGAUGAGUUCAUCAAAACAGAAACAAGAGAGUCUGUAGAAAAAGAGGAAUAUGGGGCUAACUGGAAAGUGGAUGGACUUGAUGGAAAAUGUGAAGAGGACUCUGCUACAGCCAGUCAAACCUGUGCAAACCAGAAAGGCCUCUGUGAGAACCUGCUGUCAGGACCGGCUUUCCUCAGCUGUCAAGACCUGAUCGAUACUGAGUCCUUUAUCGAAGCCUGUGUGCAGGACCUGUGCCACUGUAACAGCAGCACAACAUGCUUGUGUUCAACUGUAUCAGAGUUCUCCCGUCAGUGCGCUCAUGCAGGCGGACAACCACAAAAUUGGCAGACCGCACAGCUGUGUGCAAAAACAUGCCCUUUCAACAUGGAGUAUCAGGAAUGUGAAAGUCCCUGUACUGACACCUGCAGCAAUCCCCAGAGAAGCCAAGUGUGUGAUGAUCACUGCGUAGAUGGAUGCUUCUGUCCGUCUGGGACUGUCUUUGAUGACAUUGCGCAGACUGGGUGUGUUGCCGUUGACGAGUGCUCCUGCUUACACAAUGGCAAGGAAUACAAAUCAGGAGAAUCAUACUCUAGGGCGUGUAAAACAUGCACCUGUACCAAAGGUCAGUGGAACUGUAAGGAUGUGGAUUGUCCUGGUAUCUGCUCUGUGCUGGGUGGAUCGCACAUUUCUACCUAUGAUGAUAAAACAUACACUUUCCAUGGAGAAUGCUCUUAUGUUCUCACUAAGGAAAUGCGUGGGAUUACUGUUAUUGGUGACCUCGGUGGCUGUGAAAAAUCAGCUAAAUCAACUUGCCUGACUGCAGUCACUCUUCUACUGCCUAACAAAAUGAUGAUUGUAGUAGAAGCCGACGGACAGGUUUUUCAAGACAAAGUGUUGGCUAACCUGCCAUCUUUCUUAGAUGGUGUUACCAUUUUAAGGCCAUCAACAUUCUUUGUUGUGAUCAGCACCUCCUACGGGCUUCAUCUUGAGAUUCAGUUAACACCCGUUAUGCAGAUUUACAUCAAAGCCAGUGUGUCCAAUAAAGGAAAACUCAAGGGCCUUUGUGGAGAUUUUAAUGAUGUGGAAGCAGAUGACUUCAAAACAAUGAAUGGAUUGAUCGAAGGAACGGCUGGGAUAUUUGCCAACACAUGGAAGACCAAAGCAAACUGUCCCGAUGUAAAAAAAAAUAGACUGGUGGAUCCAUGUUCUCUGAGUGUAGACAAAGAGAAAUAUGCCAAAAACUGGUGCUCCUUGCUGUCAGAUGCUAAUGGGAUUUUCUCUCCGUGCCAUUCUGAAAUAAACCCUGAAGAUUAUGAAGCUUCUUGUAUUUAUGACUCCUGCACCUGUGACAAUAGUGAGAAAUGCAUGUGUGCUGCUUUAUCCUCCUACGUCCAUGCAUGUGCUGCUGAAGGUGUCUUAUUGAAGGGAUGGAGGGACAUCACAUGCAAGCAAUACACAACAGGAUGCCCAUCUAACUUUGUGUAUGGCUACCAAAUGGAAAGCUGUGGUCGCACCUGUCGCUCUCUAAGUCAGUCGGACUUAACAUGUGAGGUUAAAUUUACCCCGCUUGAUGGCUGCGGCUGUGCAAAAGGAACUUACCUUAAUGACGAGGGAGAGUGUGUGCCAGCUACAAAAUGCCCCUGUUAUGUGGAAGACAUGGUGGUUGUUUCCGGCAAGGUCAUAAGACUCAGCGGACAAACUUGCUCAUGCCAAGGUGGAAAACUAAGCUGUAAAGGAAGCCACAUUAGUGAAUCUUGCAAAAGUCCAAUGGUAUAUUUCGACUGCUCAAGUGCAAAGCCUGGUGUAAACGGAUCUGAGUGCCAAAAAAGCUGCCAAACAGUGGACACAGAAUGUGUCAGUAAAAAAUGUGUCUCAGGCUGUGUAUGUCCUGCUGGACUACUGUCAGAUGAUGUAGGAGGCUGUAUUGCAGAAGAGAACUGUCCCUGCACAUAUCAUGGAGAAUCUUAUCCAUCUGGACAGACUGUCACUGUAGACUGCAAUACCUGCACUUGCAAAAGCAGAAAAUGGAAGUGUACAGAUCGUCAGUGUGAUGGUACCUGUACCAUAUAUGGAGAAGGACACUACAUCACUUUUGAUGAAAAGAAGUUUUCCUUUAACGGAGACUGUGGAUACGUCUUUACCCAGGAUUACUGUGGGGACCAAAUGGAUGGCACUUUCAGGGUUGUAACUGAGAGCAUCCCAUGUGGAACAACUGAAAGCAUCUGCUCCACUGCUAUUAAGCUCUACUUAGGGAACACAGAAAUUGUUCUUUCGGAGGAAGAUGUCAAAGUAAUCAAACAAAACAAAGGAAUUGACAUACCAUAUCAGGUCCACACUAUUGGUAUAUACCUCGUCAUUGAGGCAAAGAAUGGUCUUGUUCUCAUUUGGAAUAAGAAGACAACACUCAUGAUCAAACUGAGCUCCACAUUCAAGGGGAAAGUCUGUGGACUGUGUGGGAAUUACGAUGGCAAUAUAAAAAAUGAUUUUACCACAAGGAACAAAGAAGUUGUGGUUGAAGCCCUUGAGUUUGGAAACAGCUGGAAAGUGUCACCUACCUGUCCUAAUGCCAAAGCACUAAAAAAUCCUUGCAGUCUGUACUCACACAGACAGGCAUGGGCAUUAAAACACUGCAGCAUUAUCAACAGUAAAGUAUUUGCUGUUUGCCAUUCAAAGGUGGAUUCACAAAACUAUUAUGAUGCUUGUGUGAAAGACACAUGUGCCUGCAAUACAGGAGGAGAUUGUGAAUGUUUCUGCUCAAGUGUUGCAGCCUAUGCAGCAGCCUGUAAUAAGGCCGGGGCAUGUAUAAAAUGGAGAACUCCCACCAUCUGCCCUCUAUUCUGUGAUUUUUACAACCCUGAUGGAGAAUGUGAAUGGCAUUAUGAACCAUGUGGAAAACCAUGCAUGAAGACAUGUAGGAAUCCCUCAGGAGAGUGCUACAAUCAAAUUCCAGAAUUAGAAGGCUGUUAUCCAAGUUGUCCACCUGAAAGAUCUUAUUUGGAGGAAGUUACGAUGAAGUGUGUGCCAAAAGAGGCAUGUGGCUGCUAUGAUAACAAUGGCAAGCAUUAUAAAGAAGGGGAGCUCCUGCCUCGAACAGAAAACUGUUACAAAUGUUAUUGUUCUUCAACAAAGGCGAAGUGUGAAUAUCAUGUACAAGAUUGCACAUGCUCAUACAAAGGACAUAUAUACAAUUAUGAUGAUAUAGUAUAUGACACACAUGAUGGAGAUGGAACGUGUAUCACUGCUAUUUGCGGUGAAAAUGGGAAUAUUACAAGAAUCUUUGGAACUUGCCAUACACCUACAACCACAAAGGCAUCGACAACAACAGCCUUUGUUUUUGAAACAACAACUGCUAAAUCCACAACAGCCAAAAAAGAGCCCAUCACAACCACUACACUCAUAGAGAAACCCACCGCAACGGUCACAGAGAAGCCCAGCACUACUGCUGCUACAACCACAGAAAAAUCCACCACAACCACAGAAAGACCAACAACAACAGCAGCGAUCACAGAAAAAUCCACCACAACAACAAGUGGAGAGCCCAGUACCCCUGCAACUACAGAAAAACCUAGCACCACAACAACUGCUAAAUCCACAACAGCCAAAAAAGAGCCCAUCACAACCACUACACUCACAGAGAAACCCACCGCAACGGUCACAGAGAAGCCCAGCACUACUGCUGCUACAACCACAAAGAAAUCCUCCACAACAUCUGCAAACUGCUUUCGUUGUUCUUGGUCAGUUUGGACCAACAGUCAUUACCCUGAGGAUGGCAAUGGCGGUGGAGAGUAUGAGCCUAUUGACAAAAUUACGAAUCCAGAUCUGAGUACUUGCAGUAAACCUCUGAAAAUAGAGUGUAGAUCAAAAGACCAUAUAGAUACACCCUUCAAUGAAAUUGGUCAAAAAGUAACAUGCGACCCAGAAGUUGGACUGAGAUGUUUUAAUAAAGAUCAAGGUUUUCCUCCUACAUGUUAUGACUAUGAAAUACGAGUCCAAUGUUGCAUCAACAUUUGUGCACCAUCAACCACAAAGGCCCCCUCCACAACACCAACCAAAGGAACCAUACCUUCAACCACUACAACAUCUGGAUCAACAGAAAAAAUUGGCACUACCUCUGGUGCCGUCACAGAAAAUCCAACGACAACCACGCUCACAGAAGAGCCCACCACAAAAACCACAACCACAGAAAAACCCACAGCCGCCAUAACAGCCACAGAAAAGCCCAGUUCUACUGCCUCUCCAACCACAGAACAACCCACAGUGACAGAAAAAUCAACCACAACCACAGAAAGACCAACAACAACAGCAGCGGUCACAGAAAAAUCCACCACAACAACAAGUGGAGAGCCCAGUACCCCUGCAACUACAGAAAAACCUAGCACCACAACAACUGCUAAAUCCACAACAGCCAAAAAAGAGCCCAUCACAACUACUACACUCACAGAGAAACCCACCGCAACGGUCACAGAGAAGCCCAGCACUACUGCUGCUACAACCACAAAGAAAUCCUCCACAACAUCUGCAAACUGCUUUCGUUGUUCUUGGUCAGUUUGGACCAACAGUCAUUACCCUGAGGAUGGCAAUGGCGGUGGAGAGUAUGAGCCUAUUGACAAAAUUACGAAUCCAGAUCUGAGUACUUGCAGUAAACCUCUGAAAAUAGAGUGCAGAUCAAAAGACCAUAUAGAUACACCCUUCAAUGAAAUUGGUCAAAAAGUAACAUGCGACCCAGAAGUUGGACUGAGAUGUUUUAAUAAAGAUCAAGGUUUUCCUCCUACAUGUUAUGACUAUGAAAUACGAGUCCAAUGUUGCAUCAACAUUUGUGCACCAUCAACCACAAAGGCCCCCUCCACAACACCAACCAAAGGAACCAUACCUUCAACCACUACAACAUCUGGAUCAACAGAAAAAAUUGGCACUACCUCUGGUGCCGUCACAGAAAAUCCAACGACAACCACGCUCACAGAAGAGCCCACCACAAAAACCACAACCACAGAAAAACCCACAGCCGCCAUAACAGCCACAGAAAAGCCCAGUUCUACUGCCUCUCCAACCACAGAACAACCCACAGUGACAGAAAAAUCAACCACAACCACAGAAAGACCAACAACAACAGCAGCGGUCACAGAAAAAUCCACCACAACAACAAGUGGAGAGCCCAGUACCCCUGCAACUACAGAAAAACCUAGCACCACAACAACUGCUAAAUCCACAACAGCCAAAAAAGAGCCCAUCACAACCACUACACUCACAGAGAAACCCACCGCAACGGUCACAGAGAAGCCCAGCACUACUGCUGCUACAACCACAAAGAAAUCCUCCACAACAUCUGCAAACUGCUUUCGUUGUUCUUGGUCAGUUUGGACCAACAGUCAUUACCCUGAGGAUGGCAAUGGCGGUGGAGAGUAUGAGCCUAUUGACAAAAUUACGAAUCCAGAUCUGAGUACUUGCAGUAAACCUCUGAAAAUAGAGUGCAGAUCAAAAGACCAUAUAGAUACACCCUUCAAUGAAAUUGGUCAAAAAGUAACAUGCGACCCAGAAGUUGGACUGAGAUGUUUUAAUAAAGAUCAAGGUUUUCCUCCUACAUGUUAUGACUAUGAAAUACGAGUCCAAUGUUGCGUCAACAUUUGUGCACCAUCAACCACAAAGGCCCCCUCCACAACACCAACCAAAGGAACCAUACCUUCAACCACUACAACAUCUGGAUCAACAGAAAAAAUUGGCACUACCUCUGGUGCCGUCACAGAAAAUCCAACGACAACCACGCUCACAGAAGAGCCCACCACAAAAACCACAACCACAGAAAAACCCACAGCCACCACAACAGCCACAGAAAAGCCCAGUUCUACUGCCUCUCCAACCACAGAACAACCCACAGUGACAGAAAAAUCAACCACAACCACAGAAAGACCAACAACAACAGCAGCGGUCACAGAAAAAUCCACCACAACAACAAGUGGAGAGCCCAGUACCCCUGCAACUACAGAAAAACCUAGCACCACAACAACUGCUAAAUCCACAACAGCCAAAAAAGAGCCCAUCACAACCACUACACUCACAGAGAAACCCACCGCAACGGUCACAGAGAAGCCCAGCACUACUGCUGCUACAACCACAAAGAAAUCCUCCACAACAUCUGCAAACUGCUUUCGUUGUUCUUGGUCAGUUUGGACCAACAGUCAUUACCCUGAGGAUGGCAAUGGCGGUGGAGAGUAUGAGCCUAUUGACAAAAUUACGAAUCCAGAUCUGAGUACUUGCAGUAAACCUCUGAAAAUAGAGUGCAGAUCAAAAGACCAUAUAGAUACACCCUUCAAUGAAAUUGGUCAAAAAGUAACAUGCGACCCAGAAGUUGGACUGAGAUGUUUUAAUAAAGAUCAAGGUUUUCCUCCUACAUGUUAUGACUAUGAAAUACGAGUCCAAUGUUGCGUCAACAUUUGUGCACCAUCAACCACAAAGGCCCCCUCCACAACACCAACCAAAGGAACCAUACCUUCAACCACUACAACAUCUGGAUCAACAGAAAAAAUUGGCACUACCUCUGGUGCCGUCACAGAAAAUCCAACGACAACCACGCUCACAGAAGAGCCCACCACAAAAACCACAACCACAGAAAAACCCACAGCCGCCAUAACAGCCACAGAAAAGCCCAGUUCUACUGCCUCUCCAACCACAGAACAACCCACAGUGACAGAAAAAUCAACCACAACCACAGAAAGACCAACAACAACAGCAGCGGUCACAGAAAAAUCCACCACAACAACAAGUGGAGAGCCCAGUACCCCUGCAACUACAGAAAAACCUAGCACCACAACAACUGCUAAAUCCACAACAGCCAAAAAAGAGCCCAUCACAACCACUACACUCACAGAGAAACCCACCGCAACGGUCACAAAGAAGCCCAGCACUACUGCUGCUACAACCACAAAGAAAUCCUCCACAACAUCUGCAAACUGCUUUCGUUGUUCUUGGUCAGUUUGGACCAACAGUCAUUACCCUGAGGAUGGCAAUGGCGGUGGAGAGUAUGAGCCUAUUGACAAAAUUACGAAUCCAGAUCUGAGUACUUGCAGUAAACCUCUGAAAAUAGACUGCAGAUCAAAAGACCAUAUAGAUACACCCUUCAAUGAAAUUGGUCAAAAAGUAACAUGCGACCCAGAAGUUGGACUGAGAUGUUUUAAUAAAGAUCAAGGUUUUCCUCCUACAUGUUAUGACUAUGAAAUACGAGUCCAAUGUUGCGUCAACAUUUGUGCACCAUCAACCACAAAGGCCCCCUCCACAACACCAACCAAAGGAACCAUACCUUCAACCACUACAACAUCUGGAUCAACAGAAAAAAUUGGCACUACCUCUGGUGCCGUCACAGAAAAUCCAACGACAACCACGCUCACAGAAGAGCCCACCACAAAAACCACAACCACAGAAAAACCCACAGCCACCACAACAGCCACAGAAAAGCCCAGUUCUACUGCCUCUCCAACCACAGAACAACCCACAGUGACAGAAAAAUCAACCACAACCACAGAAAGACCAACAACAACAGCAGCGGUCACAGAAAAAUCCACCACAACAACAAGUGGAGAGCCCAGUACCCCUGCAACUACAGAAAAACCUAGCACCACAACAACUGCUAAAUCCACAACAGCCAAAAAAGAGCCCAUCACAACCACUACACUCACAGAGAAACCCACCGCAACGGUCACAGAGAAGCCCAGCACUACUGCUGCUACAACCACAAAGAAAUCCUCCACAACAUCUGCAAACUGCUUUCGUUGUUCUUGGUCAGUUUGGACCAACAGUCAUUACCCUGAGGAUGGCAAUGGCGGUGGAGAGUAUGAGCCUAUUGACAAAAUUAAGAAUCCAGAUCUGAGUACUUGCAGUAAACCUCUGAAAAUAGAGUGUAGAUCAAAAGACCAUAUAGAUACACCCUUCAAUGAAAUUGGUCAAAAAGUAACAUGCGACCCAGAAGUUGGACUGAAAUGUUUUAAUAAAGAUCAAGGUUUUCCUCCUACAUGUUAUGACUAUGAAAUACGAGUCCAAUGUUGCGUCAACAUUUGUGCACCAUCAACCACAAAGGCCCCCUCCACAACACCAACCAAAGGAACCAUACCUUCAACCACUACAACAUCUGGAUCAACAGAAAAAAUUGGCACUACCUCUGGUGCCGUCACAGAAAAUCCAACGACAACCACGCUCACAGAAGAGCCCACCACAAAAACCACAACCACAGAAAAACCCACAGCCACCACAACAGCCACAGAAAAGCCCAGUUCUACUGCCUCUCCAACCACAGAACAACCCACAGUGACAGAAAAAUCAACCACAACCACAGAAAGACCAACAACAACAGCAGCGGUCACAGAAAAAUCCACCACAACAACAAGUGGAGAGCCCAGUACCCCUGCAACUACAGAAAAACCUAGCACCACAACAACUGCUAAAUCCACAACAGCCAAAAAAGAGCCCACCACAACAACCACAACCACAGAAAAACCUGGAACAACUCUAAAACCCACUGAAACAACAUCUGAAGUUGUAACAGAUCAAGUGGUCACAACGGUACAAACACCAAGACCUGUUGUCGUUGUUACAACUACUGCAACCACAGAGAAGACCACAACAACAGCCACAGAGAAGACCAGCACUACUGCAGCCACAACCACUGAGCAACCCAAAGUGACAGGAGAAUCAACCACAAUUUCAGAAAAACCCACAGCCACCACAACAGCCACAGAAAAGCCCAGUUCUACUGCCUCUCCAACCACAGAACAACCCACAGUGACAGAAAAAUCAACCACAACCACAGAAAGACCAACAACAACAGCAGCGAUCACAGAAAAAUCCACCACAACAACAAGUGGAGAGCCCAGUACCCCUGCAACUACAGAAAAACCUAGCACCACAACAACUGCUAAAUCCACAACAGCCAAAAAAGAGCCCAUCACAACCACUACACUCACAGAGAAACCCACCGCAACAGUCACAGAGAAGCCCAGCACUACUGCUGCUACAACCACAAAGAAAUCCUCCACAACAUCUGCAAACUGCUUUCGUUGUUCUUGGUCAGUUUGGACCAACAGUCAUUACCCUGAGGAUGGCAAUGGCGGUGGAGAGUAUGAGCCUAUUGACAAAAUUACGAAUCCAGAUCUGAGUACUUGCAGUAAACCUCUGAAAAUAGAGUGCAGAUCAAAAGACCAUAUAGAUACACCCUUCAAUGAAAUUGGUCAAAAAGUAACAUGCGACCCAGAAGUUGGACUGAAAUGUUUUAAUAAAGAUCAAGGUUUUCCUCCUACAUGUUAUGACUAUGAAAUACGAGUCCAAUGUUGCGUCAACAUUUGUGCACCAUCAACCACAAAGGCCCCCUCCACAACACCAACCAAAGGAACCAUACCUUCAACCACUACAACAUCUGGAUCAACAGAAAAAAUUGGCACUACCUCUGGUGCCGUCACAGAAAAUCCAAUGACAACCACGCUCACAGAAGAGCCCACCACAAAAACCACAACCACAGAAAAACCCACAGCCACCACAACAGCCACAGAAAAGCCCAGUUCUACUGCCUCUCCAACCACAGAACAACCCACAGUGACAGAAAAAUCAACCACAACCACAGAAAGACCAACAACAACAGCAGCGGUCACAGAAAAAUCCACCACAACAACAAGUGGAGAGCCCAGUACCCCUGCAACUACAGAAAAAUCUAGCACCACAACAACUGCUAAAUCCACAACAGCCAAAAAAGAGCCCAUCACAACCACUACACUCACAGAGAAACCCACCGCAACGGUCACAGAGAAGCCCAGCACUACUGCUGCUACAACCACAAAGAAAUCCUCCACAACAUCUGCAAACUGCUUUCGUUGUUCUUGGUCAGUUUGGACCAACAGUCAUUACCCUGAGGAUGGCAAUGGCGGUGGAGAGUAUGAGCCUAUUGACAAAAUUACGAAUCCAGAUCUGAGUACUUGUAGUAAACCUCUGAAAAUAGAGUGUAGAUCAAAAGACCAUAUAGAUACACCCUUCAAUGAAAUUGGUCAAAAAGUAACAUGCGACCCAGAAGUUGGACUGAAAUGUUUUAAUAAAGAUCAAGGUUUUCCUCCUACAUGUUAUGACUAUGAAAUACGAGUCCAAUGUUGCGUCAACAUUUGUGCACCAUCAACCACAAAGGCCCCCUCCACAACACCAACCAAAGGAACCAUACCUUCAACCACUACAACAUCUGGAUCAACAGAAAAAAUUGGCACUACCUCUGGUGCCGUCACAGAAAAUCCAACGACAACCACGCUCACAGAAGAGCCCACCACAAAAACCACAACCACAGAAAAACCCACAGCCACCACAACAGCCACAGAAAAGCCCAGUUCUACUGCCUCUCCAACCACAGAACAACCCACAGUGACAGAAAAAUCAACCACAACCACAGAAAGACCAACAACAACAGCAGCGGUCACAGAAAAAUCCACCACAACAACAAGUGGAGAGCCCAGUACCCCUGCAACUACAGAAAAACCUAGCACCACAACAACUGCUAAAUCCACAACAGCCAAAAAAGAGCCCAUCACAACCACUACACUCACAGAGAAACCCACCGCAACGGUCACAGAGAAGCCCAGCACUACUGCUGCUACAACCACAAAGAAAUCCUCCACAACAUCUGCAAACUGCUUUCGUUGUUCUUGGUCAGUUUGGACCAACAGUCAUUACCCUGAGGAUGGCAAUGGCGGUGGAGAGUAUGAGCCUAUUGACAAAAUUACGAAUCCAGAUCUGAGUACUUGCAGUAAACCUCUGAAAAUAGAGUGCAGAUCAAAAGACCAUAUAGAUACACCCUUCAAUGAAAUUGGUCAAAAAGUAACAUGCGACCCAGAAGUUGGACUGAAAUGUUUUAAUAAAGAUCAAGGUUUUCCUCCUACAUGUUAUGACUAUGAAAUACGAGUCCAAUGUUGCGUCAACAUUUGUGCACCAUCAACCACAAAGGCCCCCUCCACAACACCAACCAAAGGAACCAUACCUUCAACCACUACAACAUCUGGAUCAACAGAAAAAAUUGGCACUACCUCUGGUGCCGUCACAGAAAAUCCAAUGACAACCACGCUCACAGAAGAGCCCACCACAAAAACCACAACCACAGAAAAACCCACAGCCACCACAACAGCCACAGAAAAGCCCAGUUCUACUGCCUCUCCAACCACAGAACAACCCACAGUGACAGAAAAAUCAACCACAACCACAGAAAGACCAACAACAACAGCAGCGGUCACAGAAAAAUCCACCACAACAACAAGUGGAGAGCCCAGUACCCCUGCAACUACAGAAAAAUCUAGCACCACAACAACUGCUAAAUCCACAACAGCCAAAAAAGAGCCCAUCACAACCACUACACUCACAGAGAAACCCACCGCAACGGUCACAGAGAAGCCCAGCACUACUGCUGCUACAACCACAAAGAAAUCCUCCACAACAUCUGCAAACUGCUUUCGUUGUUCUUGGUCAGUUUGGACCAACAGUCAUUACCCUGAGGAUGGCAAUGGCGGUGGAGAGUAUGAGCCUAUUGACAAAAUUACGAAUCCAGAUCUGAGUACUUGUAGUAAACCUCUGAAAAUAGAGUGUAGAUCAAAAGACCAUAUAGAUACACCCUUCAAUGAAAUUGGUCAAAAAGUAACAUGCGACCCAGAAGUUGGACUGAAAUGUUUUAAUAAAGAUCAAGGUUUUCCUCCUACAUGUUAUGACUAUGAAAUACGAGUCCAAUGUUGCGUCAACAUUUGUGCACCAUCAACCACAAAGGCCCCCUCCACAACACCAACCAAAGGAACCAUACCUUCAACCACUACAACAUCUGGAUCAACAGAAAAAAUUGGCACUACCUCUGGUGCCGUCACAGAAAAUCCAACGACAACCACGCUCACAGAAGAGCCCACCACAAAAACCACAACCACAGAAAAACCCACAGCCACCACAACAGCCACAGAAAAGCCCAGUUCUACUGCCUCUCCAACCACAGAACAACCCACAGUGACAGAAAAAUCAACCACAACCACAGAAAGACCAACAACAACAGCAGCGGUCACAGAAAAAUCCACCACAACAACAAGUGGAGAGCCCAGUACCCCUGCAACUACAGAAAAACCUAGCACCACAACAACUGCUAAAUCCACAACAGCCAAAAAAGAGCCCAUCACAACCACUACACUCACAGAGAAACCCACCGCAACGGUCACAGAGAAGCCCAGCACUACUGCUGCUACAACCACAAAGAAAUCCUCCACAACAUCUGCAAACUGCUUUCGUUGUUCUUGGUCAGUUUGGACCAACAGUCAUUACCCUGAGGAUGGCAAUGGCGGUGGAGAGUAUGAGCCUAUUGACAAAAUUACGAAUCCAGAUCUGAGUACUUGCAGUAAACCUCUGAAAAUAGAGUGUAGAUCAAAAGACCAUAUAGAUACACCCUUCAAUGAAAUUGGUCAAAAAGUAACAUGCGACCCAGAAGUUGGACUGAAAUGUUUUAAUAAAGAUCAAGGUUUUCCUCCUACAUGUUAUGACUAUGAAAUACGAGUCCAAUGUUGCGUCAACAUUUGUGCACCAUCAACCACAAAGGCCCCCUCCACAACACCAACCAAAGGAACCAUACCUUCAACCACUACAACAUCUGGAUCAACAGAAAAAAUUGGCACUACCUCUGGUGCCGUCACAGAAAAUCCAACGACAACCACGCUCACAGAAGAGCCCACAAAAACCACAACCACAGAAAAACCCACAGCCACCACAACAGCCACAGAAAAGCCCAGUUCUACUGCCUCUCCAACCACAGAACAACCCACAGUGACAGAAAAAUCAACCACAACCACAGAAAGACCAACAACAGCAGCGGUCACAGAAAAAUCCACCACAACAACAAGUGGAGAGCCCAGUACCCCUGCAACUACAGAAAAACCUAGCACCACAACAACUGCUAAAUCCACAACAGCCAAAAAAGAGCCCACCACAACAACCACAACCACAGAAAAACCUGGAACAACUCUAAAACCCACUGAAACAACAUCUGAAGUUGUAACAGAUCAAGUGGUCACAACGGUACAAACACCAAGACCUGUUGUCGUUGUUACAACUACUGCAACCACAGAGAAGACCACAACAACAGCCACAGAGAAGACCAGCACUACUGCAGCCACAACCACUGAGCAACCCAAAGUGACAGGAGAAUCAACCACAAUUUCAGAAAAACCCACAGUCACCACAACAGCCACAGAAAAGCCCAGUUCUACUGCCUCUCCAACCACAGAACAACCCACAGUGACAGAAAAAUCAACCACAACCACAGAAAGACCAACAACAACAGCAGCGAUCACAGAAAAAUCCACCACAACAACAAGUGGAGAGCCCAGUACCCCUGCAACUACAGAAAAACCUAGCACCACAACAACUGCUAAAUCCACAACAGCCAAAAAAGAGCCCAUCACAACCACUACACUCACAGAGAAACCCACCGCAACAGUCACAGAGAAGCCCAGCACUACUGCUGCUACAACCACAAAGAAAUCCUCCACAACAUCUGCAAACUGCUUUCGUUGUUCUUGGUCAGUUUGGACCAACAGUCAUUACCCUGAGGAUGGCAAUGGCGGUGGAGAGUAUGAGCCUAUUGACAAAAUUACGAAUCCAGAUCUGAGUACUUGCAGUAAACCUCUGAAAAUAGAGUGCAGAUCAAAAGACCAUAUAGAUACACCCUUCAAUGAAAUUGGUCAAAAAGUAACAUGCGACCCAGAAGUUGGACUGAAAUGUUUUAAUAAAGAUCAAGGUUUUCCUCCUACAUGUUAUGACUAUGAAAUACGAGUCCAAUGUUGCGUCAACAUUUGUGCACCAUCAACCACAAAGGCCCCCUCCACAACACCAACCAAAGGAACCAUACCUUCAACCACUACAACAUCUGGAUCAACAGAAAAAAUUGGCACUACCUCUGGUGCCGUCACAGAAAAUCCAACGACAACCACGCUCACAGAAGAGCCCACCACAAAAACCACAACCACAGAAAAACCCACAGCCACCACAACAGCCACAGAAAAGCCCAGUUCUACUGCCUCUCCAACCACAGAACAACCCACAGUGACAGAAAAAUCAACCACAACCACAGAAAGACCAACAACAACAGCAGCGGUCACAGAAAAAUCCACCACAACAACAAGUGGAGAGCCCAGUACCCCUGCAACUACAGAAAAAUCUAGCACCACAACAACUGCUAAAUCCACAACAGCCAAAAAAGAGCCCAUCACAACCACUACACUCACAGAGAAACCCACCGCAACGGUCACAGAGAAGCCCAGCACUACUGCUGCUACAACCACAAAGAAAUCCUCCACAACAUCUGCAAACUGCUUUCGUUGUUCUUGGUCAGUUUGGACCAACAGUCAUUACCCUGAGGAUGGCAAUGGCGGUGGAGAGUAUGAGCCUAUUGACAAAAUUACGAAUCCAGAUCUGAGUACUUGCAGUAAACCUCUGAAAAUAGAGUGUAGAUCAAAAGACCAUAUAGAUACACCCUUCAAUGAAAUUGGUCAAAAAGUAACAUGCGACCCAGAAGUUGGACUGAAAUGUUUUAAUAAAGAUCAAGGUUUUCCUCCUACAUGUUAUGACUAUGAAAUACGAGUCCAAUGUUGCGUCAACAUUUGUGCACCAUCAACCACAAAGGCCCCCUCCACAACACCAACCAAAGGAACCAUACCUUCAACCACUACAACAUCUGGAUCAACAGAAAAAAUUGGCACUACCUCUGGUGCCGUCACAGAAAAUCCAACGACAACCACGCUCACAGAAGAGCCCACCACAAAAACCACAACCACAGAAAAACCCACAGCCACCACAACAGCCACAGAAAAGCCCAGUUCUACUGCCUCUCCAACCACAGAACAACCCACAGUGACAGAAAAAUCAACCACAACCACAGAAAGACCAACAACAACAGCAGCGGUCACAGAAAAAUCCACCACAACAACAAGUGGAGAGCCCAGUACCCCUGCAACUACAGAAAAACCUAGCACCACAACAACUGCUAAAUCCACAACAGCCAAAAAAGAGCCCAUCACAACCACUACACUCACAGAGAAACCCACCGCAACGGUCACAGAGAAGCCCAGCACUACUGCUGCUACAACCACAAAGAAAUCCUCCACAACAUCUGCAAACUGCUUUCGUUGUUCUUGGUCAGUUUGGACCAACAGUCAUUACCCUGAGGAUGGCAAUGGCGGUGGAGAGUAUGAGCCUAUUGACAAAAUUACGAAUCCAGAUCUGAGUACUUGCAGUAAACCUCUGAAAAUAGAGUGUAGAUCCAAAGACCAUAUAGAUACACCCUUCAAUGAAAUUGGUCAAAAAGUAACAUGCGACCCAGAAGUUGGACUGAAAUGUUUUAAUAAAGAUCAAGGUUUUCCUCCUACAUGUUAUGACUAUGAAAUACGAGUCCAAUGUUGCGUCAACAUUUGUGCACCAUCAACCACAAAGGCCCCCUCCACAACACCAACCAAAGGAACCAUACCUUCAACCACUACAACAUCUGGAUCAACAGAAAAAAUUGGCACUACCUCUGGUGCCGUCACAGAAAAUCCAACGACAACCACGCUCACAGAAGAGCCCACCACAAAAACCACAACCACAGAAAAACCCACAGCCACCACAACAGCCACAGAAAAGCCCAGUUCUACUGCCUCUCCAACCACAGAACAACCCACAGUGACAGAAAAAUCAACCACAACCACAGAAAGACCAACAACAACAGCAGCGGUCACAGAAAAAUCCACCACAACAACAAGUGGAGAGCCCAGUACCCCUGCAACUACAGAAAAACCUAGCACCACAACAACUGCUAAAUCCACAACAGCCAAAAAAGAGCCCAUCACAACCACUACACUCACAGAGAAACCCACCGCAACGGUCACAGAGAAGCCCAGCACUACUGCUGCUACAACCACAAAGAAAUCCUCCACAACAUCUGCAAACUGCUUUCGUUGUUCUUGGUCAGUUUGGACCAACAGUCAUUACCCUGAGGAUGGCAAUGGCGGUGGAGAGUAUGAGCCUAUUGACAAAAUUACGAAUCCAGAUCUGAGUACUUGCAGUAAACCUCUGAAAAUAGAGUGUAGAUCCAAAGACCAUAUAGAUACACCCUUCAAUGAAAUUGGUCAAAAAGUAACAUGCGACCCAGAAGUUGGACUGAAAUGUUUUAAUAAAGAUCAAGGUUUUCCUCCUACAUGUUAUGACUAUGAAAUACGAGUCCAAUGUUGCGUCAACAUUUGUGCACCAUCAACCACAAAGGCCCCCUCCACAACACCAACCAAAGGAACCAUACCUUCAACCACUACAACAUCUGGAUCAACAGAAAAAAUUGGCACUACCUCUGGUGCCGUCACAGAAAAUCCAACGACAACCACGCUCACAGAAGAGCCCACCACAAAAACCACAACCACAGAAAAACCCACAGCCACCACAACAGCCACAGAAAAGCCCAGUUCUACUGCCUCUCCAACCACAGAACAACCCACAGUGACAGAAAAAUCAACCACAACCACAGAAAGACCAACAACAACAGCAGCGGUCACAGAAAAAUCCACCACAACAACAAGUGGAGAGCCCAGUACCCCUGCAACUACAGAAAAACCUAGCACCACAACAACUGCUAAAUCCACAACAGCCAAAAAAGAGCCCAUCACAACCACUACACUCACAGAGAAACCCACCGCAACGGUCACAGAGAAGCCCAGCACUACUGCUGCUACAACCACAAAGAAAUCCUCCACAACAUCUGCAAACUGCUUUCGUUGUUCUUGGUCAGUUUGGACCAACAGUCAUUACCCUGAGGAUGGCAAUGGCGGUGGAGAGUAUGAGCCUAUUGACAAAAUUACGAAUCCAGAUCUGAGUACUUGCAGUAAACCUCUGAAAAUAGAGUGUAGAUCAAAAGACCAUAUAGAUACACCCUUCAAUGAAAUUGGUCAAAAAGUAACAUGCGACCCAGAAGUUGGACUGAAAUGUUUUAAUAAAGAUCAAGGUUUUCCUCCUACAUGUUAUGACUAUGAAAUACGAGUCCAAUGUUGCGUCAACAUUUGUGCACCAUCAACCACAAAGGCCCCCUCCACAACACCAACCAAAGGAACCAUACCUUCAACCACUACAACAUCUGGAUCAACAGAAAAAAUUGGCACUACCUCUGGUGCCGUCACAGAAAAUCCAACGACAACCACGCUCACAGAAGAGCCCACCACAAAAACCACAACCACAGAAAAACCCACAGCCACCACAACAGCCACAGAAAAGCCCAGUUCUACUGCCUCUCCAACCACAGAACAACCCACAGUGACAGAAAAAUCAACCACAACCACAGAAAGACCAACAACAACAGCAGCGGUCACAGAAAAAUCCACCACAACAACAAGUGGAGAGCCCAGUACCCCUGCAACUACAGAAAAACCUAGCACCACAACAACUGCUAAAUCCACAACAGCCAAAAAAGAGCCCAUCACAACCACUACACUCACAGAGAAACCCACCGCAACGGUCACAGAGAAGCCCAGCACUACUGCUGCUACAACCACAAAGAAAUCCUCCACAACAUCUGCAAACUGCUUUCGUUGUUCUUGGUCAGUUUGGACCAACAGUCAUUACCCUGAGGAUGGCAAUGGCGGUGGAGAGUAUGAGCCUAUUGACAAAAUUACAAAUCCAGAUCUGAGUACUUGCAGUAAACCUCUGAAAAUAGAGUGUAGAUCAAAAGACCAUAUAGAUACACCCUUCAAUGAAAUUGGUCAAAAAGUAACAUGCGACCCAGAAGUUGGACUGAAAUGUUUUAAUAAAGAUCAAGGUUUUCCUCCUACAUGUUAUGACUAUGAAAUACGAGUCCAAUGUUGCGUCAACAUUUGUGCACCAUCAACCACAAAGGCCCCCUCCACAACACCAACCAAAGGAACCAUACCUUCAACCACUACAACAUCUGGAUCAACAGAAAAAAUUGGCACUACCUCUGGUGCCGUCACAGAAAAUCCAACGACAACCACGCUCACAGAAGAGCCCACCACAAAAACCACAACCACAGAAAAACCCACAGCCACCACAACAGCCACAGAAAAGCCCAGUUCUACUGCCUCUCCAACCACAGAACAACCCACAGUGACAGAAAAAUCAACCACAACCACAGAAAGACCAACAACAACAGCAGCGGUCACAGAAAAAUCCACCACAACAACAAGUGGAGAGCCCAGUACCCCUGCAACUACAGAAAAACCUAGCACCACAACAACUGCUAAAUCCACAACAGCCAAAAAAGAGCCCAUCACAACCACUACACUCACAGAGAAACCCACCGCAACGGUCACAGAGAAGCCCAGCACUACUGCUGCUACAACCACAAAGAAAUCCUCCACAACAUCUGCAAACUGCUUUCGUUGUUCUUGGUCAGUUUGGACCAACAGUCAUUACCCUGAGGAUGGCAAUGGCGGUGGAGAGUAUGAGCCUAUUGACAAAAUUACGAAUCCAGAUCUGAGUACUUGCAGUAAACCUCUGAAAAUAGAGUGUAGAUCCAAAGACCAUAUAGAUACACCCUUCAAUGAAAUUGGUCAAAAAGUAACAUGCGACCCAGAAGUUGGACUGAAAUGUUUUAAUAAAGAUCAAGGUUUUCCUCCUACAUGUUAUGACUAUGAAAUACGAGUCCAAUGUUGCGUCAACAUUUGUGCACCAUCAACCACAAAGGCCCCCUCCACAACACCAACCAAAGGAACCAUACCUUCAACCACUACAACAUCUGGAUCAACAGAAAAAAUUGGCACUACCUCUGGUGCCGUCACAGAAAAUCCAACGACAACCACGCUCACAGAAGAGCCCACCACAAAAACCACAACCACAGAAAAACCCACAGCCACCACAACAGCCACAGAAAAGCCCAGUUCUACUGCCUCUCCAACCACAGAACAACCCACAGUGACAGAAAAAUCAACCACAACCACAGAAAGACCAACAACAACAGCAGCGGUCACAGAAAAAUCCACCACAACAACAAGUGGAGAGCCCAGUACCCCUGCAACUACAGAAAAACCUAGCACCACAACAACUGCUAAAUCCACAACAGCCAAAAAAGAGCCCAUCACAACCACUACACUCACAGAGAAACCCACCGCAACGGUCACAGAGAAGCCCAGCACUACUGCUGCUACAACCACAAAGAAAUCCUCCACAACAUCUGCAAACUGCUUUCGUUGUUCUUGGUCAGUUUGGACCAACAGUCAUUACCCUGAGGAUGGCAAUGGCGGUGGAGAGUAUGAGCCUAUUGACAAAAUUACGAAUCCAGAUCUGAGUACUUGCAGUAAACCUCUGAAAAUAGAGUGUAGAUCAAAAGACCAUAUAGAUACACCCUUCAAUGAAAUUGGUCAAAAAGUAACAUGCGACCCAGAAGUUGGACUGAAAUGUUUUAAUAAAGAUCAAGGUUUUCCUCCUACAUGUUAUGACUAUGAAAUACGAGUCCAAUGUUGCGUCAACAUUUGUGCACCAUCAACCACAAAGGCCCCCUCCACAACACCAACCAAAGGAACCAUACCUUCAACCACUACAACAUCUGGAUCAACAGAAAAAAUUGGCACUACCUCUGGUGCCGUCACAGAAAAUCCAACGACAACCACGCUCACAGAAGAGCCCACCACAAAAACCACAACCACAGAAAAACCCACAGCCACCACAACAGCCACAGAAAAGCCCAGUUCUACUGCCUCUCCAACCACAGAACAACCCACAGUGACAGAAAAAUCAACCACAACCACAGAAAGACCAACAACAACAGCAGCGGUCACAGAAAAAUCCACCACAACAACAAGUGGAGAGCCCAGUACCCCUGCAACUACAGAAAAACCUAGCACCACAACAACUGCUAAAUCCACAACAGCCAAAAAAGAGCCCAUCACAACCACUACACUCACAGAGAAACCCACCGCAACGGUCACAGAGAAGCCCAGCACUACUGCUGCUACAACCACAAAGAAAUCCUCCACAACAUCUGCAAACUGCUUUCGUUGUUCUUGGUCAGUUUGGACCAACAGUCAUUACCCUGAGGAUGGCAAUGGCGGUGGAGAGUAUGAGCCUAUUGACAAAAUUACGAAUCCAGAUCUGAGUACUUGCAGUAAACCUCUGAAAAUAGAGUGUAGAUCAAAAGACCAUAUAGAUACACCCUUCAAUGAAAUUGGUCAAAAAGUAACAUGCGACCCAGAAGUUGGACUGAAAUGUUUUAAUAAAGAUCAAGGUUUUCCUCCUACAUGUUAUGACUAUGAAAUACGAGUCCAAUGUUGCGUCAACAUUUGUGCACCAUCAACCACAAAGGCCCCCUCCACAACACCAACCAAAGGAACCAUACCUUCAACCACUACAACAUCUGGAUCAACAGAAAAAAUUGGCACUACCUCUGGUGCCGUCACAGAAAAUCCAACGACAACCACGCUCACAGAAGAGCCCACCACAAAAACCACAACCACAGAAAAACCCACAGCCACCACAACAGCCACAGAAAAGCCCAGUUCUACUGCCUCUCCAACCACAGAACAACCCACAGUGACAGAAAAAUCAACCACAACCACAGAAAGACCAACAACAACAGCAGCGGUCACAGAAAAAUCCACCACAACAACAAGUGGAGAGCCCAGUACCCCUGCAACUACAGAAAAACCUAGCACCACAACAACUGCUAAAUCCACAACAGCCAAAAAAGAGCCCAUCACAACCACUACACUCACAGAGAAACCCACCGCAACGGUCACAGAGAAGCCCAGCACUACUGCUGCUACAACCACAAAGAAAUCCUCCACAACAUCUGCAAACUGCUUUCGUUGUUCUUGGUCAGUUUGGACCAACAGUCAUUACCCUGAGGAUGGCAAUGGCGGUGGAGAGUAUGAGCCUAUUGACAAAAUUACGAAUCCAGAUCUGAGUACUUGCAGUAAACCUCUGAAAAUAGAGUGUAGAUCAAAAGACCAUAUAGAUACACCCUUCAAUGAAAUUGGUCAAAAAGUAACAUGCGACCCAGAAGUUGGACUGAAAUGUUUUAAUAAAGAUCAAGGUUUUCCUCCUACAUGUUAUGACUAUGAAAUACGAGUCCAAUGUUGCGUCAACAUUUGUGCACCAUCAACCACAAAGGCCCCCUCCACAACACCAACCAAAGGAACCAUACCUUCAACCACUACAACAUCUGGAUCAACAGAAAAAAUUGGCACUACCUCUGGUGCCGUCACAGAAAAUCCAACGACAACCACGCUCACAGAAGAGCCCACCACAACAACCACAACCACAGAAAAACCUGUAACAACUCCAAAACCCACUGAAACAACAUCUGAAGUUGUAACACAUCAAGUGGUCACAACAGUACAAUCAACGAGACCUGUUGUCGUUACAACUACUGCAACCACAGAGAAGACCAGCACUACUGCAGCCACAACCACUGAGCAACCCAAAGUGACAGGAGAAUCAACCACAAUCUCAGAAAAACCCACAGCCACCACAACAGCCACAGAAAAGCCCAGUUCUACUGCCUCUCCAACCACAGAACAACCCACAGUGACAGAACAAUCCACAACAAUGCAUUCAACAACUAUGUGUUUCUGCACGUACAGGAAUGAAUCUUUCUCUCCUGGAAGCCUCAUCUACAAUAGAACAGAUGGAGAUGGCUGGUGUUUUACUUCAUAUUGCAAUUUGAGCUGCAAUGUUGAGAAGCAGGACAGACUGUGUCAAUCCACUACCACACCAAAUCCAAGCAUCAGCACCACAAGCUCUGGCAUUACAACACAAACGGGCUCAACAUCUGCCGGAAAAGUAACAACAGUGAAUAUCACGGACUGCUCAUAUCUCAAUCCACCAAGACAGCUUGGUGAGACUUGGAAGAGUGGCUGUCAGCAAUGUGUCUGCAGCAAUGACACUCUGAGUGUUAAGUGUGAGCCACUACCAUGUCCCACUCAAGAACCAAUCAUCUGUACAGAAGAUGGUGAGGUGUUGGUGAAUCGGAUAGUGGACUGCUGUGAGAGACAAAUGUGCGAAUGUGAUAAGGGCCGCUGUUCAUUGCUAAUACAGAAGUGCAAACCGGGACAUGAGCUAGAGGUCCACAGGUCAAAUGACAGUUGCUGCCCCUCUUACGAGUGUGUUCCCAAAGACGUUUGUGUCUUCAAUGAUACUGAGUACAAGCCUGGUGUGAAUUUCUCCAAAGGCCCCUGUGAAUCAUGCAGAUGCACCAACAACAAGGACCCAGACACCAUGCUGAAUGACAUUGAGUGCUAUAUGAUGUCCUGUCUUCCCAACUGUCCAGAAGGCUAUGAGUUUGAAACCAUACCUGGGCAAUGUUGUCCAUCAUGUAAAAAGGCAAGCUGUGUAUUGGAGGUUCCUGGCUCUUCUUCUCCGAUAAUCAUUGAACCUUCUAAGUCUUGGUCGCCACCAAAUGACAACUGUACGAAGUAUGACUGCCAAAAAGUGAAGGAUGAUUUCAUUACCUUAAAAAAUCAAAUCUCAUGUCCUGCAUUUGAUCCAGAGAACUGCAUACCCGGUACUGAACAAACUGACAUGAAUGGUUGUUGCAAAACCUGUACACCUCGUGACAGCUGUCAACCGCAAAAGAACACCACCUACCUGCAGAUUAAGAACUGCAAGUCAGUUGUUGAAGUGGAAAUCACAGCCUGUGCCGGAUCCUGUGGAGCGUCAUCAUCAAUAUACUCUGCAGAGAGUAACAGUAUGAUACAUGCAUGCUCUUGCUGUCAAGAAAUUGCCACGAGUGAGAAGGAAGUGGAUAUGACCUGCACCGAUGGCAGCAAGAUAACGCACACCUACAUUUCAGUCGACAAGUGCGGUUGCCACGUCGCUGAAUGUCCUACGUGAAUCAACGGUUAACAAGAUCUUUUGAAAGACAACAUUGAUGGCAAAGCUAGCUUGCAAAGAAGAUCUGACCAAUAUUCUUUAUUGACUUACUUAUUUAACAUUUCCUGUUUUUUUAACUAUUUGAUAAUCAAGUGACACAUAACAUGUCCUUCCCCCUUUGCCCUUAGUCUCAUAGGGAUAGAUAUGUGAUUAGCACAUAUCAUGGCUUCUCAUUCAGGUUUUAAAAAACUGGUACCUUUUUCAAACUUUAUGAUAUGGUGAUUUUUAGUCUUAGAUGGUGCUUCUUUCUUUUACUGUUAAUGACUUGGGAGUUAAAAUACGCAAGUAUGUCUUCAGAUUUACAGCACAAUGUAGCAAAUGAAUGUAUGAAUUUAAAAAAGAGUGAAGAAUAUCUAAGCUUUUUUGUUGAAUAUUUGAAUUGUGAAACUUCUGCAAAUCUGAACAUCUUCUGUGUCAAUAAAACUCAGGUUUAAAGCUCA